This is a messenger RNA of Scheffersomyces amazonensis, 4411 nucleotides long. RefSeq names its product serine/threonine protein kinase (gene KIN2). Gene Ontology annotation, molecular function: tau-protein kinase activity; protein serine/threonine kinase activity; ATP binding. Gene Ontology annotation, cellular component: cytoplasm. NCBI's taxonomy places the organism in Eukaryota, Fungi, Ascomycota, Pichiomycetes, Serinales, Debaryomycetaceae. The record is from RefSeq and is a predicted model, not a curated record. Bases 72 to 4115 code for a protein of 1347 amino acids. Gene Ontology annotation, biological process: protein phosphorylation; microtubule cytoskeleton organization; intracellular signal transduction. The transcript has a single exon.
AAUACCUCUGGAAUUGACCCAAAUCAUACCAUAGGAACCUCAAUCGUAUUGCCCCAUCACUGGCUAACAUUAUGGAUCCAUUUGGUUAUGAUUCCGCCCCGCUGGGAGUGGCCAACUCUCAAUCUCAACUGCAACAUAAUGACGGUCAUCAACCAAAGAAUCAACCAGCAACUCCAAGAAUGCUUAGAAGUGUUAGUGGAACUCUAAAGAAUUCUCGGUCGGAUCUCAACCAUAGACAGCCUCUGGAAGAUAUGGCAUCUCCUAAUUAUGUUACAGAACCCUUUGGACAACACAAUCUCAGCUUUCAGCAGCCAGUAACUCCGCAACUGCAUCCACCACCACCUCCUCCUCCUCCACCUCAACAACAACAGCAGCAACAACCACAAUCAUUACAACAACAGAUCCAUAAGAGAGUCCCCUCAUUCUCCAAAAGCAUUCCGCCCAGAGCCCCACCGGGCCCGUCCCGAUCCCAACCUCCUCCUCCACCGCCGGCUCCUAUCAAUACAUCUGUUCGUAAUGAGCUCUUACCUCCAGCAUCUAUCAACUCUCCGGAAUUGGGACAUUCCAAAGUAUCCGGUGACCUUCCUCGGUAUACUCAACCACAGUCACAGUCUCAGUCACAGUCUCUGCAACAUCAUCAUCAUCAUCAUCACCAUUCCGUAGAGGCCAGCAAACCUCAUGCCCCUCCUCCAACACAACCAGUUCCAGUAUCAAAUCAAUCAGGACUGGUGCCUGGUCCUGUACCUGUUCCAGCACCAUCACCAGCUCAAACGCCUGCGGCCGCAACGGUCCAACAAUCCAAUCAAUCCAAUCAAAAACCUCCAGCUCAACAACAAUUCUAUAGAAAAUCUAUUGGAGAUUGGGAUUUUGUUAAAACCAUCGGAGCAGGAUCAAUGGGGAAAGUUAAAUUGGCUCAACAUAAUACAACCCAUGAGAUUUGUGCAGUUAAAAUCAUCCCCCGAGCUGCUAAAUUAUAUCAAAGAGCUCAUGCCAAUGAUGCUCCACCUACGAGUACUCAAGAAGCAGCUCAAAGACAUAAAGAAUAUGAAAAGGAAAUAGCACGAGAUAAACGAACUAUACGAGAAGGAUCACUUGGACGAUUAUUAUUUCAUCCAUUUAUUUGUCGAUUAUAUGAAAUGGUUCCCAUGACUAAUCAUUAUUAUAUGUUAUUUGAAUAUGUUGAAGGAGGACAAAUGUUAGAUUAUAUAGUAGCACAUGGAUCAUUAAAGGAAAAACAUGCCCGGAAAUUCGCCAGAGGUAUUGGAUCAGCUUUAGAUUAUUGUCAUCGUAAUAAUGUUGUACAUCGAGAUUUAAAAAUUGAAAAUAUUAUGAUUAAUGAAAAGGGAGAUAUAAAGAUUAUUGAUUUUGGAUUAUCGAAUUUAUAUUCUCCUAAAUCUUUAUUAAAGACUUAUUGUGGAUCAUUAUAUUUUGCUGCUCCAGAAUUAUUAAGUGCUAAACCAUAUACUGGACCCGAAGUUGAUAUUUGGUCAUUUGGAGUGGUACUUUAUGUAUUAGUUUGUGGGAAAGUUCCAUUUGAUGAUCAAUCAGUUUCGGUAUUACAUGAAAAGAUUAAAAAGGGCAAUGUAGAAUAUCCUGAUUUCUUAUCUCGAGAAUGUAUAUCAUUAUUAUCUCGAAUGUUAGUCGUUGAUCCCACCAAGAGAGCCAGUCUUUUUGAAGUAUUACAACAUCCUUGGAUGAAUAAAGGUUAUGAUUAUAAAGUUUCCAGUUAUUUACCUAAACGAAUCCCAUUAACUUUACCAUUAGAUGGAGAAAUUAUUAAGACAAUUGCUUCAUUUGAUUUAGGAUCAAUUCAACAUAUAACUGAAGAAUUAACUAAUGUAUUAACUAGUGUAGAAUAUCAAAUGAGUUGUGAAAAUUGGUAUAAAUUAACUGAUCAAGGGAGAGAAUAUGCUUCGGCAUCCAAUGCUCAUAUUUUACCCGAUCCGACAGGAGGUUUCCAUCCCUUAAUCUCCAUAUAUUACUUGGUAGAUGAGAUGAAGAAACGGAAAAAGGCUAAGGAAGAAGCAGUCAGAGCUCAACAACAGCAACAGCAACAGCAACAGCAAUUACAACAGCAACAACAACAAUUACAAGCAGUUAAAUUGGAUGUACCAGUAAGAUCCAUCUCUACUGAAAAGGCUAGAGCAGAAUUAUUAACAGCUCAAGCUCCAUUAGCUGCCAUCUCUUUCCCACCUCAAGCUCAUACUUCAACGAUUCCAACAACUACUCAUAGAAAUUCUCAAUCUCCACCUCCACCUCCACCAAAGGAAUUACCGGAAUCAGUAAUCCCCGAACAACAACUCAGUCCUCGUGAUAGUAAUAAUGGUCGAGACACUUUAGAUCCGGCUAAGAAUGCCGGAAUUAAUUCCAUCUUAAGAAAGUUAUCGUAUAAGAAGAAAUCUUCAUCGCCUCCACCUCCAUCAGGAGAUUCUAAUCGAUCACCUCCUCCAUUACCAACACUUGAAACUGGCACUAGCGGUACCAGUACCAAUACCAAUACCAGUGCCAGUGCCAGUGGUAGAAGAGAUCCAAUGGUUCGUAGAGGAGUCAGUAUGAAGAUUACUGCGAAGGAAAAAUCCACUAGUUCUCGACUUAAUUUGGGUACUUCAGCCAAUAAUUCCAGUACUAAUUCUACAGAAACAGCCAAGAGUAAAUCAUCUACCAUUAAUACUAAUGAUAGUAGUAAAGUUCAGCAUGGACGAUCAUCAUCAACUAAUUCCAAAGCUCCUGCGAAAUUCCAUGGAUUUAUCCCCGUAGAAAUCAUGCCUCCAGUACCUAAAUAUAGUGGGAAUACUGUUAUACCUGCUAAUGAUAAAUUAAGUAUUGAAAGUGGAGGUAGAAAGCUUCAUCCAACGGCAAGAGCCAAAUCUGUGGGAGGACAUAUACGUAAGGAUUCGUAUAAUUACAAUAGAAACCGAGGUACUAGUAGUCAAUAUCCUCCAUUACCCAAUGCUAUGGCUAAUCAAAAUAGUGAUGAAUUAGUAGGAGGUGGAAGUGGAGGUGGAGGAGGAGCAGGAGCAGGAGGAUCCACCACAACAGGAGAUACUUCAAGUAAUAAUACAGGAUUCUUUGAUGAUGUACGUCUAGACGAUGUUGAUUAUCAAGAGAUAGCUCAAUUAACAGAAGAAGAAAUCAUUGAACAAUUCAAUAAUGCUAAACCAAAUAGUAUGCCAUCGAUUGAGCAUUGUAAGACAUUAUUCUUAAAGGGAUUCUUUUCUGUACAAACCACAUCCACCAAACCAUUACCCGUGAUUAGAUAUAAUAUAAUUAAUGUAUUGAGUAAAUUGGGAGUUAGAUUUCAAGAAGUUAAGGGAGGAUUUGUAUGUAUUCAUACACCUUCUGUUCAGCCACUUGAUAGUUUACUUAUUCAACAACACCAUAUAGAGGCAGAGGCAGAAGCAGCAGAAGCAGCAGCAGCAGCAGAAGCAGAAGGAGUAGAUGGAGAAAGUCACACAACUGGAGAUAGUCAUGGAGAUGAGAAUAGUGAAGAACGGAAACUUUAUGGAGAUGCAUUUAAAUCGACUUCAUCAUCAAUUCAUGAAAAGGAGAUCUUAAGAACAAAGACUCCUGAACCAGAACAACGAACUCCUUCAAGACAACCUUCAUUACAACUUAAUAGUCAACCAUUAUCACCGUCAAUUAAAAUUUCUCAUAAAUCUUCUAAUUCUAUUGGAGGACAUCGUAGAAAGUUUUCGGUGGGAGGGUAUAGGAAAAAGAAUGGAUCACAAGUUCUUAUGCCUCCUAAUACUCCUGCUACCACUAAAGUUAUGAGAGGGUUAUAUCCAGAUGAUGAAUUUGAGUAUGAUGAAUAUGAAGAUCGAGGAGGAGGAGGAGAUGAUAAUUCUGCUGAUUCCUUAAAUGGAUAUGGAGGAGGUAGUGAUAUGUUAAUUUCCUCUAAACUUGAACAGAAAGCUAGACAUCAACAUUCAGUAUCUAAUGCCAGUGGUAGUGGUAAUGAAAGACAACGAGGUAGUAAAUCUCCAUUAAAAUUUGAAAUUCAUAUAGUUAAAGUUCCAUUAGUGGGAUUAUAUGGAGUUCAAUUUAAGAAGUUAUUGGGGAAUACAUGGAAUUAUAAGACGUUGGCCAGUCAGAUCUUGACGGAAUUGAAUUUGUGAGUAUAGCAUUAAUAUAUUUAUAAGAGUGGAGGGAGUGAGUGGAGUGAGUGUAGAGUAGAGUGUAGAGUAGAGUGUAGUAUUACAGUACAGUAUAGUACAGUAGUGUUGUAUACUUGUAACUUAUACAGGUAGAGAGUAUAAGAAAGUAUGGUAUAUAUGAAUCUAAGAAAGGUUUAUAUGUGUAAAGGUAUGAGAUGAUGAGCAGAAGACAUAAAGUGGUACUAUUCUAUUCUAUUCUAUUCUGUUACUAUUGUAAAAUGGUAGAACAGUCACUGUUACACUUACAAUAGUAGAAU